AUGGACUCUCAGCAGGCUGGCGGUGCAGUCAAAGACACUCCUGCUGAAGGCAUUGUUCAUGCUGCUUUGGCCAGAAAACAACCGCCGCCAGAAGCUCCGCAGGGCGUCAAGACACGUCGAUGGAUCAUCUUCUGUUUCUGGGCUAUCGCCGGCCUGCUCGGCCUGCCUAUUUGGUACGCCACGACCACAGUUCCCCGCGCUGCACUGCCCUUGGAGUCGAUGGAUGCGUGGGCCUCAGGUCAGGUAUGCCUCGCCCUUCCGCUCCAUCCUAUGAUAUCUACUGAACAUAGAAAAGNNACAUGUCAACUCGAGUUUCCUGUGCACGUUGCUCUUUCUGCUGCCCAUCUUAACACUGCGACCACCACCGAACUUGCUCACCAAGUCCAGCAGGGCUUGGACAGACAGAACAAGUCCCCUUUUCACCGCUUACGAGUAACCACUCCGGGGCACAGUACUGCAGAUCAGUCAGCAGAUGCGCAAUAUACUGACCCUUCGACGUCCUCGGCUGUCACUGUCAACCUCGUGCUUGAUGACUCCUACUCUGGUCCAGUGGCCAAGGUCCAGCCCUUUGAUCCUACUCUAAACAUCUACCAUGGUUCAUUGCCGUCAGCUCAGUCCACCGGUGUGUCUGACCUUGCUGACUUCGUUGCGACUGAGCUUCUGAAGCUCUUCGCGGAAGAACAAAUUACUCUAGACUAUCUCUUGACUGGGCAGACUGCUCAUCACGAAUCCUCAGGAGAUGUCAAUUCUCUGUCCAUCGUUGAAGGCUACCGAAGAAGGUCUAAUCGUGCUUUCAAGUAUGCAUCAACUUACCACUUAACAUUUUCGCUAUUCACGGGCUCAGCAUCACCAUCCGCAUGGGAUAUCAAAGCAGCGCUCGACGAGUACCUCGGCCCCUUCCUGGCCUCGUUUUCGUCCGUCAGCAAAUUCAGCGUUGACACCCAGGUACAGCUGUACGCAUCCUUAUCGCCUUCAUUGCACGGCCCGCAAUACGAUGAAGUAUCCAAGCAAUGGACACUGAUGCGCUCUGACCUGAGUGCAUUCAUCAAUGCAGCUGAGUGGCCUCUCAGUCCUAGCAUCGGUGUAGGCCCAACUAUCAAUUUUGUUGCUUACGUUCCUUCUUCCAAGCAAGCUCCGAUGGUGAUUGAAGAAACAGGCGGAACCAGUUGGCUGAUCCCUCAAUGGGGCGGAGUCCAGAUCCUGAACCCGUUGACGGGCCAAAACAACACUGUCCUGAGCAAGCAUGACCUCGAGCCGGUCGUGCGCAUCUUUGCAGAGCAAUUGGAGUCUCUUGUCGGGCUACCUCAGUCACCACCUUCGCUACCUCUUCGUCUUUCCAGCUUGACACGCGAAAGGGCGGCGUCAUUAAUUCUGUCGGCCUCAUCGACUCUCGGAGCGUUGUCCAGGCUUACACUCAAGCUGACCAGCAUCGCCAUUCCGGACAAUGUAGCCGACUCAGUGCAANAAACAAUUCAUCACCUGGAGACUGCUUGCUCUCAUCUCCAUGAAGGACACUACGACGCUGCCUUGGAGCAUGCACGAAUUGCUGAAGCUCAAGCCGAGCAAGCAUUCUUUGAACCAUCUAUGGUUGGCCAAGUGUACUUCCCAGACGAGCAUAAAGUGGCGGUAUAUGUGCCCCUACUAGGUCCUAUGGCUGUACCUCUGGUCAUGGCGGCGUUGAAAGAAAUCAAGAAAUUCAAGCAAGCUCGGGCAAAGACUAGUUGA
This is a messenger RNA of Aureobasidium vineae, 1725 nucleotides long. The record is from the annotation of a GenBank genome assembly. Lineage: Eukaryota; Fungi; Ascomycota; Dothideomycetes; Dothideales; Saccotheciaceae.